Molecule: messenger RNA, 3051 nt
Organism: Pyricularia pennisetigena
Lineage: Eukaryota; Fungi; Ascomycota; Sordariomycetes; Magnaporthales; Pyriculariaceae
Exons: 4
Coding region: 1-3051 (1016 amino acids)
Source: RefSeq, a predicted model, not a curated record
AUGGAUUUCUGGUCACGACUGCUAGCACACACCCCGCUGUCUACGAACAGCCCGAGGCGAGACCAAGCCAGUGACCCCAUCCGGCGACUUCAUCGAUUCGAGAAGGAAUAUGGGCAGAUGCUGCAAAUAUGGAGGAAUACUCCCAACUUAUCUCGAGAUGACGAGGCCGCAGAGGCCAUAGAGCUCCGCCUACAGCAGCUCACCAACAUCCUUGCCGACGAGACGCGACGCCCGCUCCCGCAUCCGUGUAUAUCUUUUGCCGCCUCCAAGCAGAUCUAUGUGCCCAUCGCCAAGAUCGCUACCACCUCAUACAGCGAAUGGAUCGUAAGGGAAGCCGUGCAGUUCUUCGCCACACUGAUCGAGAGCGAGGAGGAGGCCUUUUACGAGAGCGAUGCUUUUGCUACGAGCUUGACCAAUCUCUUGGUCCGCAUCACCGGUCCAAACAGUGUUCCGCUUGCUUCAGAUACAGAAAUAAGAAUUGUGGAGCUGGCCUUCAACAUUACCACCAAGAUACGAUUAGACCCGGAUACAGUGCUGCCUGCUUGGUUCAAGUCACAGUUACCAGAGCGGUCACAGCGGCAGCAAGGAACGGCAGAGGACAGCCACGAGAAGUUUGCGGGGAGAACUCAGAAGCAAGACUUUCCACUCUUUUACCUCUUGGUUGACUACAUCCACGUCGAAGGCAAGGUGGGAGACUUUGCGCGGACUGGAUUGCUUUACAUCAUAGAAUCGGCCUCGAGCUCCGUUGCGCUGGAGCAAUGGAUUGUAGAGAGCGACCUUUCAACCCUUAUGGCCACGGGACUGGGCGCGCUGUAUAGCCAGCUGAGCCGUAAGCUAGUCGUGGACCACCCAGCAGAUUGCUUGCCCCCAAUCCUUGCGCUCUCCGACUAUCAGCAUCCGAGGUCAACUUAUGAGAUUGUCAGCUCUUGCUCGUCAGAGUUUCAAGCCCAUCUCGAUACAUUUCUAUCACACCUGCUCUUCUGGCAGGAUGUCCUCAACCACUGCAGAUCGGUCGAGGUCAAAAGCACACUUUUGGAGCAUUUUCAGGUCAUUUUUCUUCAGCAGUUAUUAUACCCUUCCCUUCUCGAGUCAUCGGAUCUAGAUGGCGGCUCGUCUGUCGCCGUGCUCACCUACCUUCGCCGUAUUCUCGAAUCUUUAGAUCACCCCGACAUGAUUAAUCUAAUCCUCCACUAUCUCCUGGCUCUUCCCGAUGCCUUGGGUACGAGCAAGGUGGCCUCCGAACCUGGCACCGUCAGCGCAGCGCGCAAGCGCAAGUCCAUGGAUCUGGCUACCAUGCUGGCCGCGCAGGUCGAGGAAGCAGCCGACCCGCUUCUAUACAAUCUGGUCGAUUUGAUGCUUGCCUGUCUGCGAUCACACAGCCACCAGACGAUCCACGUGACAUUACAGUUGGUAUCUGCCAUCCUCCGCCGUCACCAUCGCUAUGCAACGGCAACGCUGCUGCGCACUGAACCCGUCUUCUCUACAACACCGCAAAGAACGGUGGGUGCGCACAAGCAGGAAGUCGAUUUCUUCAUGUCUCUUGCUGGAGGCAUCGGAGGACAGGACAACUUUGACGCAGUCUACGAAGAUGUUUUGCGCGAUACGGUCAUCAGGCUUGAGAGCCAUCCCUGUUCACUGAAGCUUGUUGCGCCAAAAACGUCGACAAAUAACCACGACCUACCUGCGAUCCCUUCAGAUAGUUUGCCUGGAGCACCACAGGAUGUGCAAAAGCACACCAUUCGACCAGACGACCCGUUAUUAAACGGAAUUCUAGAUUUGUUGGAGACUUUCUUCAUUAACCCCGUCGAAACCAAUCUCUCAGCCACGGAUGUUUUGUUUGAUCUUGCGGUCUGCGGAUUUACAUGUGCCGAAGGAUGGUUACUGCGGCAUCCAGACGCCUACAAGUACGACCAGAACGAUGACGACGACUUGGAGGUAAUGCAGGACGGCGACAAGCCGCCUCUUGAUCCCGAAUCGGCCGAAUUUGCAGAGAAGGAGCGCCAAAGAAGCAUGCGCCAUUGUCGUCGCCGCCCAAAGUGGAGCCCUAACAGCCUGCCCCGGCUCAUGUCAACUCUACAAAUGCUAGCAGACCAGGUGGAGGCCUACCGGGAGAGCAUUCCUCGAUUUGAUGAGCUCUUACAACAACGCCGCGAGGCAUUCCAGACGGCUGAUGCAUCAGGCGCUUCUGUACCGCAACAACCCACAGUCCUGAAUCGGUCCAACAGCGGUGCGAAGACACCCAUGACGCCACGGCCUUCCCAACAACGUGCCAGCAGCGCAGAGAGGCCUUCUGCUCUAGAAGGCUUCGCGCAGCGCAUCAUGGCGGAGCUGGGCAGCCCCAGCAGUAGGAGUGCAAGCCCCAGGGGGCGCAAAGAAAGUAUUAUGCGGGGUCUGACAGGGUCGCCAACCCCGGACUCACAGCAAGAGAGACACCAGCAGCAGAAUGGCGGAAUGUCAGGCGGGUACGGCGCGGCCACGCCUACGAGCAGACAAGUAUGCGUGGUGCCGCCAAGGGAGUUUCCAGUGAAUUAUGAAGGCGUGGGUACGCCGAGGAGCGGUGCAUACCAGGCAAACACGCCUGCGUUCUCCGCGACGACUGACCCUGCCGUCGCCAGCCAGAUUGAGGCUUUCCGGGCUGUGGAUCAGCAAAUUUUAGCGAGGAGAGUCACACUAGCAAUCGUUCCCGGCAAAGGCAGAACCGGCGGGGUCGCCCCUAUCCCACUGGAUUUCGGGGCGAAGGCUGGCGCGCCACCACCGCAAGGGGUAGUGCCUGGUGAAGAGAAUGAUGAGGAUGAGGAGCGCCAGUUGGAGCAUGGACAACGGAACAUGGCGCCUUCGCCGGAUUCGGACGGCGCCUCUGAAUCGAGACGACAAGAGGAGGAUGAAGCGGACGCAGAAGAGGCCACUAGGGUUGCGGAAGAGGAAGCUGCCAAGACAGUAUCGGUGUCACACGUACUCACCAACGUGCUGGUAUUGCAGGCUUUCCUGUUUGAGUUGUCCAGUCUGGUGCAGGUGAGGGCAGGACUUUUCGACGAGGUGAAGUUCGUCUGA